Molecule: messenger RNA, 894 nt
Organism: Cyclocybe aegerita
Lineage: Eukaryota; Fungi; Basidiomycota; Agaricomycetes; Agaricales; Hemipholiotaceae
Source: the annotation of a GenBank genome assembly
AUGGACAUCGAUUUCUGCCUUACUUGCAACAGGAAAACGGAUGACUCCCUCUACUGCUCGCCCGAAUGUGCUGGGCCUUCACAAAUCCCUCCGCCCCGCGUCUACAGCGACGAUGAUGACGACGAGCUCUCCGACAGCACCGACGACGAUGUCAUUCUGCACGAGGUGGAGGAGAUAUCGAGCGGCCUGCGCUGGACGGGCAACGACAACGCAGGCAUCCAGGCCUGGGCGGCGGAAAUCCCCUUUGGCGCACCCGCGGGUGGUUGCUCGUCACCCAUCGACGACGCAUAUUCAAUAUCCUCCAUGUCCUCCACCAACUACCGCCCGCCACAACUCCUCAAGUCCCCGCGUCGCGUCGUCCCACCAACACUCUGCAUGACCACUCCCCGCCCCGAACCCCCACCUCCUUCGACCCCCAUGCUCACCCCCAGGCGCCAAUCGUCUUUGGUUUCUGUUCUCCGGAACAGCCACGAAACAAACCGCACGUCCCUCAUAUCCGCACCCACCGACUCGUCCCUCGCCACUCCAGCCUCUUCGCACCCCGUACCAGUUCCUAUCAUCUCCCAACGCAAGCCCUCUACAAUCGGCGAGAUGUACAGCCAGGUCCGCUCCUGGGUGUCCCCUUCGCCUGUCGUCGUGAUUCCACAACCGCGGCAACCCCACCUACCCCUUCCGCGGGUAGAUUCGACGACGAACUUUGCGUUUCUCGGCGACCACGCAGCGGUAUGCUGGAGCACCAUCGUCGUCGACCCCAAGCAACGGCCGCAACAGCACACGACGUCGACCCAGCGUCAAUCGCGCGGCCGCGGGCGUCUCGCGCCUGAGCUUCCGCCGCACGACGAACACCCAUCGUUUAGAACCCGCGGACGGAAGGCGUCUCGUGCAGCUGCAUGA